Messenger RNA from Guillardia theta CCMP2712, 441 nucleotides. RefSeq lists its product as hypothetical. The record is from RefSeq and is a predicted model, not a curated record. The transcript has a single exon. The coding region runs from base 1 to 441 and encodes 146 amino acids. NCBI's taxonomy places the organism in Eukaryota, Cryptophyceae, Pyrenomonadales, Geminigeraceae.
AUGGUGGAGGAGAUGGAGGGGGGCUCGCGUGCAGUUCACGGGCUAGUGGAUCGCAGCGAUGGGCGGAAUGAGAGCAAGUGUGAGGAGGACGACAAGCACAUGCAGCAGCUCUACACAGACGAGGCAUGGCUCAUGCACGACUUCUGCAUUAAGGCCGAGCCCGAGGAGGAGGUGGUACCGCUAGCUCAAGCGCCAACGCAGCCGAGGGUCUUGGCCACGUCGCGUGAGCUGUAUGAGGAGCUGGAGGAGUCGGAGGAGCUGCCGGAGUCUCGUCCUGUCUCUCUCUCUCGUAGCAGCAGCUUCGACCGGUGGGACGGAUCGAAGAGGGCCAGGUGCUCCUCUCUUGAGCCCAGGACUCCCAGCCCUCUCCCGGUCCACUCUCCAUGGACAGCCGAAAGCAUCUUCCGGGAGGCGUCUGUGUUCCUCACGCCAUGGGACUAG